AUUACACUGCAACUUCUCAGUUUUCACUUGGCCAUUGAGUUUCAGACAGACAGAGAAAGAGAGAGGUUCCGUUAAACAGCCAAGAAAGUGGAAGCUUUUCUUUGGGAGGAGAGAGAGAGGCUUUGAAAUCUUUUGCACAAUGAGAAAGAAGUUAUGGUUUCUGCAAUGUCUUUUGUUGCUGGAAUGCUUUCUGGCAGCGGGGGCAACGGUGCAAGAGAAGGCAGAUGCAGCAAUUCCAGCGACCACACUGUCGCCUCCAGAAGGGAACACGACGUUCGUUGGGGGCACAACAUGGUGUGUGGCUCUCGCAGGUGCGUCUCAAAUCGAUGUGCAGAAUGCGUUAGACUGGGCGUGUGGGCUUGGGAUGGCUGAUUGCUCUCCAAUCCAAGAGGGUGGAGCCUGUUUUGAACCAGACACUCUCCUCUCUCAUGCUUCUUAUGCUUUUAACAACUAUUACCAGCAAAAUGGGAAUUCUGAUAUUGCUUGCAAUUUUGGAGGCACUGCCAUUCUUACCAAAAAUAACCCUAGUUAUGGAAAAUGCAAUUAUGCUGCCUCUGGUUUGGGGUAUGUUCUGCUGCACUGAUCUAUCCAGUCGUCAGCACCUCCAUUGUCAAAGUGCAUGCCAAACUUUGUAUGGUGGAAGCUUGCUGGGAUUUUGGUGCUUUUGUGUUUGAUAAGCUGAGAAUGUGGAUGAAGCAGAUGUGGUUACCAAUUGUGUAAAUGAAAAGGGUUAAUCACGAGUAAGCUAUUUUCAAUUAUAUUUUAGGUUAUUUUUAAUCUUUUUUUGUAAUUGGAAUCCCUAAAUUAUUCCUGCCUUUGUUUGAGGGUUUUGGAUAUAUGGUUUUGCAAUGGAAUCCUAGUUGUGCCUUU
Messenger RNA from Manihot esculenta (cassava), 870 nucleotides. RefSeq names its product glucan endo-1,3-beta-glucosidase. The coding region runs from base 140 to 583 and encodes 147 amino acids. NCBI's taxonomy places the organism in Eukaryota, Viridiplantae, Streptophyta, Magnoliopsida, Malpighiales, Euphorbiaceae. The transcript has 4 exons. The record is from RefSeq and is a predicted model, not a curated record.